AACUAAAACGAAAAAAAGAGAAGACAACAAACAGGCGCUGUGAUAAAAUACGUGUAAUAUUUGUUUUUUUUUUUUGCCUGUGUCAAAUUACAAAUAUAAUAAGCAUAAGAAAUUAGCCAUGGAAACACCCAAUGCAGACGAUUUGCUGCAGUUUCGCGACUAUAGCGUAACUAACAGCGGCGGCGCUCCAGCACAAAUCAAUGUAAACUCGCCAACUCAUGUCAGCGUUGGCGGCGGCGGCGGCAGCGGCCACAACGCACAACGUCAACGUGGUGAUCCUUUAGCGGAUCUUAUCUAUGAUAUGACUAAUUCAGCGCAAGUUAUGUCGGGCGGCAGUGGAGGUGGCGGCGGCAAUGCUGGCAACGCAGACGCUGGCGCUAGCAACGCUGCUGGUCGCGUUUCGUUUCUGACCAUUGAGUACUAUCAGCAGUUCUUCAAUGUGGACACCUACAUGGUGCUGGAGCGCAUUGUCAACUCAAUGAUACCAAAGCGUGCAGCUGCCAACUAUUUGCGCAUGAACAUUGGCGAGAAUCCAGAUCUAUAUGGACCAUUUUGGAUUACCAUAACGCUGAUCUUUUCUAUUGCUAUAAGUGGCAAUCUUGCCAGCUAUUUGCAACAGGCCAACGAUAGCUACUAUUGGCAUUAUAAUUUCCAUUUGGUUUCGUAUGCAGCGUCUUGUAUUUUUCUUUAUGCCAAUAUAUUGCCCGCCGUGCUUUGGGCGCUGUUCAAAUAUAGUCUGAAGCCAGUUGAUGAAGCGGAUGCCGUUGAAAAUGAUAGUGCCAGUUAUACACCCACAUUGCUCUCGCUCAUGUGCAUCUAUGGCUACAGUCUGGCCAUUUACAUACCCGUCUCCAUACUCUGGGUUAUUAAUAUUUCCUUGCUGCAAUGGCUGUUGGUCAUCACCGCUGCUUUGCUUUCGGGCACUGUUUUAAUUGCUGUUCUUACGCCUGCUCUGCGUAAUUCGCAAUAUUCCCUAUUUCUUAUCAUUGGCAUUCUGGCUGCUCAUGUCAUCUUGGCAGCUGGUUUCUUGCUCUACUUUUUCCAUAGUCCCACUGAUGUGGUGGCGGCGGGCGCUAGAGGAACACCAGCGCCUUUGGUUAAGCUUGUUACACAGUCAACCGCUCGAUCGGUGGUGGGGGAUUUGCCCUCUAAUCAGACAGGCUAGUAGUAAAGCAUUCCAAAAAAAAAAUAACAACAA
Messenger RNA from Drosophila busckii, 1198 nucleotides. Its product is annotated as protein YIPF1. The transcript is spliced from 4 exons. Gene Ontology annotation, cellular component: Golgi apparatus; membrane. NCBI's taxonomy places the organism in Eukaryota, Metazoa, Arthropoda, Insecta, Diptera, Drosophilidae. Gene Ontology annotation, biological process: vesicle-mediated transport. Gene Ontology annotation, molecular function: small GTPase binding. The record is from RefSeq and is a predicted model, not a curated record. Bases 119 to 1165 code for a protein of 348 amino acids.